Mesorhabditis spiculigera is the source of this 825-nucleotide messenger RNA. Lineage: Eukaryota; Metazoa; Nematoda; Chromadorea; Rhabditida; Rhabditidae. The record is from the annotation of a GenBank genome assembly.
AUGGCCGGCCCGAAUUCGCCCAAAUCGCCCGUCUAUUCGACCAUUGUCCCGCCGACCUGGCCGGUGACGCCGAUCAGCAAGGCGCUGCCGGUCUCCAAGAAGCUCGUCGAGCCGUCCACCUCGAGCACCACCCAACCCAACACGUUCACCACCUCGACCCCAAAGUUGGAGAUGGUGGUCAAGGACAAGAAGCAAAGCCCCGGCACCCCGAUCAUCACCAAGGGUUUCCUGCGCCUUGAAUGUGAAUCGUUUGUUUGUAAUAUGCUUGGCGACUAUCGUUUGAAUAAGGGACUUCCGGGUUUCCGGCCGAAAACUGGAAAAUCAAUCUUGGUACCUCAUUCUUCCACGCUCAUCAUCAUGAGUGGUACCCCCAAAAACUCUGGUACUGACGGAAAUUCGGCGCCUCCCAACGGCAACAAGCAACACAUUCCCAAGUCGGACCCGCCCAACUACCCGUCCUUCCCCACCGAUAUAAUUUUUGGGAAGAAAUCGACUUCCAUGACCGCCAUCUGCAACGACGACCAGGGCCCCAUCACCGACCCCUCGUCGCCACCGUCUCCUGCUUCUAGCUGCCCCUCCUGGAUGGAGCGUAUCCUGCCCGGGACGUUGAUCAUGGUCGGAUCUUGCCUCGGCCUGGAAUACCUGGCUGAUUCGCCAAGCGACUUCAAGGUCGAAGUUAUGUCGGUCGACGACACGCAGAUGGAGGUGGCCCAGGACGACUACAUGGACAUCGACCAUGUCGACGACGCCGCCGAGCUGUUGGCCAACGUCACUCUCAACUACAACAACAACAACCCCAACUACCACAACUACCACGGUUACAAC